Apodemus sylvaticus (European woodmouse) is the source of this 5393-nucleotide messenger RNA. RefSeq names its product exocyst complex component 6B (gene Exoc6b). Gene Ontology annotation, cellular component: exocyst; membrane. NCBI's taxonomy places the organism in Eukaryota, Metazoa, Chordata, Mammalia, Rodentia, Muridae. Gene Ontology annotation, biological process: intracellular protein transport; Golgi to plasma membrane transport; exocytosis. The record is from RefSeq and is a predicted model, not a curated record. The transcript is spliced from 22 exons. Bases 96 to 2528 code for a protein of 810 amino acids.
GUCGCGCUGCGGGGUGCUGGCCCAGUGGCCACAGAUCCUGGGCUGAGGGUUCGUGGGCUACUUGCUGAGAGAGGGCCGCGCGGUAGCGCCCUGCGAUGGAGCGGGCGAAGAUGGCGGAGGAGAGCCUGGAGACGGCGGCGGAACACGAGCGGAUCCUGAGGGAGAUCGAGAGCACAGACACGGCCUGCAUCGGGCCCACGCUCAGGUCUGUCUAUGAUGGUGAGGAACAUGGACGAUUCAUGGAGAAGCUGGAAACUCGUAUUCGCAACCAUGACAGAGAAAUCGAGAAAAUGUGCAACUUCCACUACCAGGGCUUUGUGGACUCGAUUACUGAGCUGCUGAAAGUACGAGGAGAGGCCCAGAAACUCAAAAACCAGGUGACGGACACUAAUAGGAAACUGCAGCACGAGGGCAAGGAACUGGUAAUAGCAAUGGAAGAGCUGAAGCAGUGUCGACUACAACAGAGAAACAUUUCUGCCACUGUUGAUAAGCUAAUGCUGUGUCUUCCAGUCUUAGAGAUGUACAGCAAACUGAGGGACCAGAUGAAAACCAAAAGGCAUUAUCCUGCACUGAAGACACUGGAGCAUCUGGAACACACCUAUCUGCCCCAAGUGAGCCACUAUCGAUUCUGUAAGGUGAUGGUGGACAACAUUCCUAAGCUUCGGGAAGAAAUAAAGGAUGUUUCCAUGUCUGAUCUCAAAGACUUUCUGGAGAGCAUCCGCAAGCAUUCAGACAAAAUUGGAGAGACUGCCAUGAAGCAAGCCCAACAGCAAAGAAACCUGGAUAACAUUGUCUUGCAACAGCCUAGAAUAGGUAGCAAGAGAAAAUCUAAAAAAGAUGUUUAUACAAUCUUUGAUGCAGAGGUGGAGAGCACAAGCCCAAAGUCUGAACAGGAUUCAGGAAUUCUGGAUGUGGAAGACGAGGAAGAUGAUGAAGAGGUACCUGGGGCUCAGGACUUGGUGGAUUUCUCUCCUGUGUAUCGGUGUCUACACAUAUAUUCUGUCCUGGGUGCCCGUGAAACAUUUGAGAAUUACUACCGAAAACAGAGGCGAAAACAGGCUCGUCUGGUGCUCCAGCCCCCGUCUAAUAUGCAUGAAACUUUAGAUGGCUACAGGAAAUAUUUCAAUCAAAUUGUAGGCUUUUUUGUGGUUGAAGAUCACAUUUUGCAUACAACCCAGGGCUUAGUGAAUAGAGCCUACAUUGAUGAACUGUGGGAAAUGGCCCUUUCAAAGACCAUCGCAGCACUGCGUACGCACUCGUCCUACUGUUCUGAUCCAAACCUCGUGUUAGAUUUGAAGAACCUCAUUGUUCUCUUUGCUGACACUCUUCAGGUGUAUGGUUUUCCCGUGAAUCAGCUUUUUGAUAUGUUGUUAGAAAUCCGAGACCAGUAUAGUGAGACUCUCUUGAAGAAGUGGGCGGGGGUUUUCAGAAAUAUACUUGAUUCUGACAACUACAGUCCCAUACCAGUAACGAGUGAAGAGACAUAUAAAAAAGUCGUAGGACAAUUCCCAUUUCAAGAUAUAGAACUGGAAAAGCAGCCAUUUCCCAAAAAGUUUCCUUUCUCUGAAUUUGUGCCAAAAGUUUACAACCAGAUUAAAGAAUUUAUCUACGCCUGUCUGAAGUUUUCAGAAGAUCUUCAUCUAAGCUCCACUGAAGUUGAUGACAUGAUUCGUAAGUCUACAAACCUGUUGCUGACUAGGACUCUGAGCAACUCUCUGCAGAAUGUCAUUAAGAGGAAGAACAUUGGCCUUACUGAGCUUGUUCAGAUUAUCAUCAAUACAACACACUUGGAGAAGUCCUGUAAAUACCUGGAGGAAUUCAUCACCAAUAUCACUAAUGUCCUUCCUGAGACGGUGCACACCACCAAGCUUUAUGGUACCACAACGUUCAAGGAUGCUAGACAUGCAGCUGAAGAAGAGAUAUAUACAAAUCUAAAUCAGAAGAUUGACCAGUUUCUGCAGUUGGCUGACUACGACUGGAUGACAGGAGAGCUAGACAACAAAGCUAGUGAUUACCUAGUAGACCUCAUUGCCUUCCUUCGCAGCACCUUCGCCGUGUUCACACACCUUCCUGGAAAGGUGGCCCAAACAGCCUGUAUGUCGGCUUGCAAGCAUUUAGCCACAUCGUUGAUGCAGCUAUUGCUAGAAGCGGAAGUACGGCAGCUCACCUUGGGAGCAUUACAGCAGUUCAGCCUGGAUGUCAGAGAAUGUGAACAGUUUGCCAGAUCCGGCCCGGUGCCUGGGUUCCAGGAGGACACGCUGCAGUUGGCCUUCAUCGACUUGAGACAACUAUUGGACCUCUUUAUUCAGUGGGAUUGGUCCACAUACCUUGCCGACUAUGGACAACCCAACUGCAAGUACCUCCGGGUGAACCCUGUGACAGCUCUGACCCUGCUUGAGAAGAUGAAAGAUACUAGCCGCAAGAAUAACAUGUUUGCACAGUUCCGGAAAAAUGAGCGAGAUAAGCAGAAAUUGAUCGACACUGUGGCCAAGCAGCUCCGAGGACUCAUCAGCAGCCACCACUCCUGAAUGUUGGCCUUGAGCCCACAGAGGCCACGUGUCGUAGCCAGUGGUCCAGGGUCUCCCCUGGACUGGCCCUGCACUUGUGCAUUCUUCCUCAAAGAGAGCAUAUGUAUUUUUUUAUUAACCCCUGUACAGUAUUCACAUAACCUUUCCCUAUAGGAAGAGAGGCGCAAGAUUAAGCAAAGAACAAGGGCUUUGGGGAAGUUACUGCCACACUUUCCUGGGAAAGCUACAUUAUCAGUGCCAACAUGGUGAGCCACUGCUUAUCCAGUACUCUGCAAAUUUAGUGGGUACCUGGCACUAGGAGUUGAGAUGAGAAAGUAAAAGGAUAAUAAUAUAUAUCCUGUUUGCUCUCAAGUAUUCUCUUAAGUACAUAGUAGAACCUAGCAGACAUGCCUAUGUAGUAUACCAAAGCCAGCCUCAGUUUAGGAUAUCUAUCUGACUUGCUGGUUGAAUUAUUGGCUCAUAAGAGUGGCAUGUGACAAAACAACAAUUUCACUCUGGUCCCAUAGGUGGCAGUUUCAUUAGCAUAGGUCUAACCAAGCCUUGUGGGGGAGAAGGGUAGUUAACUGGAACGGAAGUUGCCCCACUAGAAGAAUUGUUUUCUGAAUCUUAAAGCCAAGUUGUGUCAGGACUCCAGUCCCCAUGCCAUUGACCUCUGUCCCUGCUUUUAUGACCGUAACACUUGGUUCAAAGCAUAAAUCAGCAAUGGCUUCUGAGGGUCCCUUAGUAAGAAUCCCACACUCGCCUCCAGCAGCAGCAUCUCUAAAUGCCCAGAUUCUCUGAAGUUGACAGUAGCCUGAGUGCCUUCACCAUGGGUAGAGCCUCAUGAUGUCUGAGAUUGCAUCCUCAUGCUCUAAUGACAGCCUUACAGCUUUCAUCAUUAAAGAAAAUGUCCCAAGCUCUUCAUCCCUGGGCACAGCCACCAUGGGACUAGAUGAUUCUGAGAAUGGAUCUGUUACCAUGAGUAGACAGGAUCAGCUGUAGCUAAUGGCUUGUUGCCUCUGGCCUAGCUGUCAUCAACUAAAUAACAUCACAGAGACAAAGCUUGUCUUGCUCAAGCCUAGGCUCCCAUCUUCUGAACUGUCCCUUAGGCUCACCUAAGAGUGCUUUCCUGAAGUCACAUCUCUGAUUUCUGGAGUCUAAGCUAGCCAGAUAGACUCCUGGGAUCCUGUGAAAGCUUUCCUGUGACAUUGGCCAGAGGAAUCUUCGCUCUCAGACAUUUCUGGAGGCCAUUGGCCUAACUGCUGGUGAGAGUAUAAUUGCAUCAUGGAACACUGACCAAGAUAGCACAAAAGUGUUUCCAGCUCCAGUGAGGAGUGGAGAGACCCGGUCACACAUCUCUUAUUACCUUUGUUGGCUAUUGUGUAACUCUGGUACAGCCAAACUUCCACGGCUCAGUCCACCACGACCUACCCCAUCUUGAACACGCCUCACAAUCUUAAACACCAACAAAAAGUACAGCUUUCUAGAACUGGACAGAACAAGCUACCCAUGUACUCUGCAUAAGCCUUCAAGUCUCAUCAUCAGGAUACAUAAUGGCCCAAAGGUUCAGGAAGACCAUCACGGAAGAUUUUGAAAAACUUACUAGCCAGCGGAGGGCACUGGCCUGUAGGAAAGAAGACAAGGGGCUCUGUUUAUGAACAGUGAGAAGUCAUUCCACAAACCUGACUGACUGAGAAGGAAGGAAAUGUCUUCACCAGGGCUUGUCAGCCUUCAGUGUAGAGAUCUACAGUGGGCUGUCACAGCAUUUGUCCUUUGGGGACACUUUUAAUUACUCCAUACCAUCUCGGUCCCAAAGGAACUGUCAUAGAUGGAAUGAAAAACAUGUGGAGGGGCAGGGCCAUUCUACCUUCCUCACCAGAGACCUGCUGAAGAGGAUCUCAGAGUGUAUGAGUAUGGCCACCUGCCUUUUCCUGCCUCUGCAUCUGCCUGUGCUGUUCUCUAACAAAAGCAGCAUGCUAGUUCUGAGCUGGGAAUGCCAGGGACCCACAGUGUCAAGGGGGGUUAGGAAUUAAUGAGGUAGAACUUUUCUUUUUUUUAAUCCAUAGGCCUAAAGCUGAGCUGGCCUUGAAGACUCAGCACAGUAUGUGUGCUGGUAGGCCUCAGACUCUGUCAUCUUACCUCAGAUGCCUGCAGACCGUAUGUCCUGAAGAAUUUCAGGGGGGGGUGAGAUACUGCUGCCUGGAAGUUUGCUGCCUUCCAACCAGAUCCAUAACCCUGGAGACAGUCUGAUUUGUGAGCCUUGGUUAGGCAGUGGCUCAGUUUUUUUUUUUUUGUUUUUUUUUUUAUUCAUGAGGGAAAAACAAAACAAAAUUCUCAGUACCAGGUAACACUGGUGUGGGUGAAGAAGAACAGGACUUGCAUACCUACCCAGAGUCUUGGUCAGCAAAAGCAGUUAUCUCCCUGGUACUCUGUCAUGCGUCAGGCCUGACAGUCCAUCCAGCUGCAUAGCACCUAGCUCAGCAGGUUCCAACCCCAAGGGUGGCAGAAGCCAGUUUUCUCCUUAGACCCCUGAGUGCAGGCUUGGGGUGGCUUCUCCAAGCCUCCUUCAGCCUGCUUUUGCUGUGCCCCUCCCUCCGCCCCUCUGUUCCCUUUCUCUUAUUCAUCUGCAUUUGGGUCAAUCCUCCCUGAUAUUUUGGAAAUAGCCUUUUCAUUUUGCACAGUUCCAUGUUUGUGGGAGAAAUGCAGUGAGAUCCAUCUGUACCUCCAAAAGGAACCUGUUCCUCUCAUGCUCACUAGGAAAGAAGCUCUGCUGCAGACAGCUGCAUGGGGGCUCCUCUGUGGAAAGAGCAUGAGUACCCUUCCCCUGUACACCUUCCUCUUUUAACUGCUAUUAAAUGAGAGCCUACAGACCUGUUCCAAAAGCCA